Messenger RNA from Clunio marinus, 1398 nucleotides. The record is from the annotation of a GenBank genome assembly. NCBI's taxonomy places the organism in Eukaryota, Metazoa, Arthropoda, Insecta, Diptera, Chironomidae.
AUGGGAAUAUUUCAGGAAUAUAUGUUGCAAAGCUCUUUGCAUGGUGCAAAGUAUGUUGUUGAUAGUGAAAAAUAUUCUCGAUAUGAGAGAGUCUUUUGGGCGAUUUGCAUUAUUCUGUCAUGGAUUGGCUCCGUGUUUCUUAUUAAAGCUUCUUUGAAUGCUUUUAAUAACAACGCUAUAAGCUUUGUAGUUGAAAGCUCUUACCUCGAUUGGGACACUGACUUUCCUUCAAUCUUCAUAUGCGAAAAUAAAAAUAUGGAUCGUGUUCAAGAAGCAGCUGAUAAAAUAUUUGGAGAAGAUCACGACUUCACAUUAGAAGAAGUUUUAAGUGAAAUUGUCUACUUUCGUGGCGAGAGCUAUCAUACAAUUCACGAGUGCGCCGGUGACGAAAAUAUCAACGAGAAGUGUUUACUUGGCAAUUAUUCGUAUUACGCAAAUUUCGUUCGAAGCAAUUGUGAGAAUUCAUUGACUGAAUGUGCAUUUAAUGGAAAGUCUUUUGAUUGCUGCAAACAUUUCUUGCCAAUCGAAACUGAAAUUGGACGUUGCUUUGCAUUAAAUUCUGGCCAGACUAAAAAACCACCAAAUUACACACCAUUGAAUCUCAAAUCAAAUCGCUUCACAGGACCUGGAUCAUUAAAAAUUAAAAUUCAAACCGAAAGUUUUAUGUAUACAAUUGGAUAUUACGAAGUACCCAACUUGGUAACACCCAAGACAGACAUUCUUCAAGUUGAUCAAUUUAUUCAUUACAAACGUCAACUUUCAAUAAAAAAUGUUGAAAAUGAUCCCGAAGCGCGAGACGUCAGCGUUUUGCAAAGAAAUUGUCGAUUUCCGGAAGAAAAUUUCGUUGAAGUGCAUAAGUAUUACAGCUUUUCCGCAUGUAGUGUUCAAUGUCGUAAAGAUGAACAAAGUAAACUUUGUGGAUGUAAUUCGCAUGUUAUGCCAAAUACUGAAAUUGAACAACAUUGCGAAAUUGACGGACUUGUUUGCUUGAAUAAACAUUAUGAAGAUUUAUCAAUUGUCAUCGCAGCAUGGAGUAAAGCCAGAAAACGUAAAGGCAUUGUAUGUGAUUGUCUACCUAGUUGCUAUGAGGUAGACAUUAUGGUGAUCCACGAGACCCGUGACAAUAUUUAUGAUCCCAGCGUUGAUCCAUAUUCCAUUAUUGAAGUGUCAUUGGCAAGCUUGCCAACCGAAAGAUAUAAACGAAAUGUUGUCAGAGGCAAAAUAGAUCUUGUUGUGUCGAUUGGUGGUUCAACUGGUCUUUUCGUUGGCGCUUCUUUGCUGUCUUUUGUCGAAAUCAUUUAUUACUUCACCAUUCGUGCUGGCCUUUUCAAUUGCGUCAAUGUCUUCAAGCACAAAUCCACAUUUUCUGACGUAUUCACAAAACUGCAACGAUAUUAA